GUGUAACAUUAGGGAGUAGUUCUCUCUAUUCGUUUUCUUUUUAUCUUUUAUAAUUUCAGUGGUUAUAUCAGUUUUACAGAUUUUAUAUACAUAUUACAAAGAACUAUAAAUAUUUUGUAACAAAUUUUUGGGCUUAACAUAAAAAGAAAACCUUAACAGUAUUAUAAAUAGAUGGAAAGAUUGGAGUAGGAAAAAGUAUUACAUUAAGUCAUAUAUUGCACUAUGCCUUUAUGCAGAGAUAUGUGCUUGUUCAUAUAUAUUGGGCUGCACAUUGGUUUAAGGAUACAAAGGAAGUCGCGACGUCAGUGCUGUCCCCAGGCUGCAUGGAUCUACCGAUUGAUGCUGGAUUGUGGUUGAAACAUUUCAAAUCUCAAAAUUCAAAACUGCUUUCGCAAUUGGAUCUGAAAACGUCGAAAGAUUAUGUGUGGAACCAACGCGAAACGACUUUGCAAGGUACACCUAUCUUGGAACUCGUAGAGUUUGGCUUGAAUCGCAUCAAGUACGCUUGUGGCGUAGUAGACGCGCUUAUAAGAGAAUUGAAACUCGCUAGUACAGCCGGAAAGUGUAAGACAAUAGUCAUGAUAGAUGGAUUCAAUGCGUUUACAUCGAGUCAUACGCGUAUCCGCGAUGAUAAUAAAGCGAUGGUUCUGCCUAAGCAAGUAUCAUUGGCGAUACCGUUUUUUGAUAUCACGAAAAGUGAUUGGUGUAAUGGUGCAGUCGUAAUAACAGUAGACCAAACGGCAAAUAAGGAUAGACGAGAAUCCUACUUUCCUAGAUAUCUGCUUGGCAAAGAAGGCUUCGAGCACUUGGAUCCUUUUGUACCCGUUUUAGUUGAUGAUUACAACAUCGCAGAAUUCGAUAGCAUGAUAGAGUAUUAUAAGGAUCGCAAAUGGAUCAGGAACAUAACAGCUAGUAGUCAGAGAGAAUUAGAACUAAUCACUAAUAGAAAUCCGUUCGUUUUAAUGGAUCAAUGUAAAUUUUUAUAAAGAUCUUAUGGGGUAAUUGGAAGAUUUUUAAGCAAAAAAUAUUUUUUUUUUGUGUCAGUUUAUUAACAUAAAAUGCAAUUAGUAGUAAUACAAUAUAUUAGUAAUAAUAUGUAAUAUGAGACACAGUCACCAUUAAAGUAUUUAUUUUAAUAUAUAUAUAAUAUAAAAAGAAGUUAUAACGUUAUAAUAUAUAUAAAGCAAUAUAUAUACAUAUAUAUAUAUUGCUCAAAUUCUUUAAAAUAAAAUUGCUCAGUAUGUGAGUGCAUCAUAAAUUUAGCAAUAAAAAAAAAACAUGAAACAAAAUAAUUUAAUUUUCCAAAAUAAAAUUAUGUGCAUUAACUUAAAUAAUAUAAAAUAAAUUUAACAUAAAGAGUGUGUUAUUAAAGAAUAAUAUUAGUAACAAACUAUCAUCAGCUAUCGAUUAUGUUAAUAGUUACCUUUGCCACUCAUUAUUGCACAUAAACUA
Molecule: messenger RNA, 1452 nt
Organism: Formica exsecta
Lineage: Eukaryota; Metazoa; Arthropoda; Insecta; Hymenoptera; Formicidae
Product: 28S ribosomal protein S29, mitochondrial-like
Exons: 5
Coding region: 231-986 (251 amino acids)
Biological process (GO): apoptotic process
Cellular component (GO): mitochondrial small ribosomal subunit; mitochondrial ribosome
Molecular function (GO): structural constituent of ribosome
Source: RefSeq, a predicted model, not a curated record